CUUUGUCCCUAAGAGUGGAAAUAUAAGACAGAAGCUCGAUGCCAAACAUAUCAUUACCAGUCUGGUUUUACUGAGAUUAAAACUUGAAGAUACUCUGGAAUAUGAGAAAAGAAAGCGACAGCACUUUGAACGAGCCGGUCAUCAGUGUUUGGGUGAGAGACCCGCGGAUACGAAAGAAUGACUUUUGGCACGCCUACAUAGACUAUGAAAUUUGUUUACAUACCAGCAGCGUAUGCUUCACCAAAAAGCUGUCGCGUGUUAGAAGGCGAUACAGUGAGUUUGUAUGGCUCAGACAGAAGCUAAAGGAAAAUUCGUUGCUAAUGAUACAGCUCCCAGAGCUGCCCCCCAAAAAUCCCUUCUUCAGCCUGAACAAUGCCCAGCAGAUCACCGAUAGAAUGAAAGGGCUCCAAAAGUUUCUGGAACAAAUACUUCAGAGUCCCCUGCUGCUGUCAGACAGUUGCCUGCACCUUUUCCUUCAGUCAGAACUCAACAUAUCGAAGAUGGAGGCCUGUGCUGCUGGGAGGACGCAUUACACCGUGGCUCAGGCUGUCCAAAACUGCGGCCUGAGGAGGUUCCACUCAGAGACGGACCUGGAGGACCUGCAGACGGACGUGUUCUGUGACUUUGACUCAGAUAGCUCAGAGAGCAGAGAUCCCGAGCGCAAGAUUAACGAUUUGGGAGUAAACAACGCAGAAAGUACAGCUUCACUUGAUUUACUGGGAACCAGCCAAGAAGAAACGAUGAGCUGCUCGCCCGUUUCAAUAUGAGAACAUCACCGUCUUGCUGUCGUAAUGACGGUGUGAACGUUGGAGCCAGCUUGUUUGGACCUUUAAAGAUCGAACUGUUACUCUACAUGGCUGCAUGUAGUUAUUUCUCCUCAAAUGUUUGCUUUUUUUUCUUUUAAAUGUCACAGGUUAUCAUGUCCUCAGUAACAAUGUAUAGUAAGAAAUAAAAAUGUAUAUUUUGUG
Messenger RNA from Mugil cephalus (flathead mullet), 968 nucleotides. It is a transcript of the gene snx10b, whose product is annotated as sorting nexin 10b. The transcript is spliced from 6 exons. The record is from RefSeq and is a predicted model, not a curated record. The coding region runs from base 102 to 767 and encodes 221 amino acids. Gene Ontology annotation, biological process: intracellular protein transport. Gene Ontology annotation, molecular function: phosphatidylinositol binding. Lineage: Eukaryota; Metazoa; Chordata; Actinopteri; Mugiliformes; Mugilidae.